AGGAAGCGACCGAGUCAAAACAAGUUCCAGGCAGUGAUGAAGGGUCCAGGAAGCGUAGGCGUGCACACCGAGCUUGACAAACUUUGAUCUGUCACACCUUUUCCUGUUCCUGUUUUGAGUUUUGUGUUCAUGUUUUGCAUUCGCUUGAGUGCUGUGGUUAGGUCUGCUGCACAAUGAUGAUCUGAUUUUAUCUCGUUUUGUUUUUAUCUUUGAAGAUGGCACUGAUUCAAAUAGCCAUUGUGCUUGCCAUCGUUCCUUCAGCCUACUGCUAUGCUGCUACUUUGCAAGACUUGGCCGGGGCUAACAGGACCUCCAUUAAGUUCCUAGCAUUGGGAGACUGGGGCGGUUUACCUUACCCCCCCUACAUGACUGUGGUGCAGAGUGCCACUGCUCAUGAAAUGUCUAAAGUAGCAGAGCAGAUGGGAGCGGACUUUGUUCUGGCCCUUGGUGAUAACUUCUACUUUAAAGGUGUGGACACAGUGGAUUCUCCGAGAUUCAAGGACACCUUUGAAGCUGUGUACACAGGAAAGUCCCUCAAUGUGCCCUGGUACGUUCUAGCUGGCAAUCACGACCACGCGGGGAACGUCCAAGCCCAGAUUGACUACACCCAGAAAUCUGCAAGAUGGAACUUCCCUUCCUACUACUAUGAGCUGGACUUCCGCAUCCCCAAAACGGACAAAACGCUGACCAUCAUCAUGCUUGACACUGUAAAGCUGUGUGGGAACUCUCUGGACUUUGUGGAUGAGAAGCCCAAACGCCCCAUGAGUGAAGCAGAUGCCAACCGGCAGGUGAAAUGGCUGGAGGAGAGGCUGGCUCAGUCAAAGGCCGAUUUCCUCCUCGUGGCCGGUCACUACCCGGUGUGGUCAGUGUCCGAACACGGGCCCACCGAAUGCCUCCUGCAGAGGGUCCGCCCGCUGCUGCUCAAAUACAACACUACGGCCUACUUCUGCGGCCACGAUCACAAUCUGCAGUACAUUUAUGAGUCCGGGGUGGGCUAUGUCGUGAGCGGCGCCGGAAACUUCCUGGAUCCGGAUAUGCGCCACUGGAAACGUGUCCCCAAAGGUUCCGUCAAGUUCUUCACUGGCCGCUUUUCCACCCUGGGAGGCUUUGUACAUGCGGAAGUCACAAAUACCAAGAUGAUAGUCACCUUCUACCAGGCUAAAGGCACUUCUCUCUUUCGCGCAGUGCUCGCACCGAGGAAUGGCAAAUAGGUGACAUGGGAGCUUCAACUUUUUGCGCCAAAAUUUAGCAUGGCGUCAUCUUUUUAAAAAUGUUUAAAAUUCCAAUUUUAUCAAACAUUUUGCAAGGGCUGAUGUUGCUCUAAAGAGGGACACCCUAAAUAAAAUGGCCUUUGCCGCUGCAAGGGUUCUUUCUGCAUUCUUGAACAUUGUCAAUUAUCAGCACUGCUGAACUGUUUUGACUAUAAACAAAUUUACAUUGUGCUGUCAGUCAAAAAAAAAAGAGACUCGAACCCCUCAUCGUGUGUUUUCUGUCAAAGGGAACUUAGGAUAAUGGUGGCUUUUUCUGGUGAGGACUUGUACAGUGAAAGCCUUGUACUGUACAUCCUUAACUUGAAAAAAGUAUCCAUCAAUUAUGACUGACAUAAAUUGUAUGUUGGUAAUGUACAUAGGUGGCAUGUCAGAAGAUUAGGCUCUUUUCACUUUUAAUUUUGUUGAAAUCCUAAAAUGAGUUGCGAAGAAUUUUGUUUGUAUAUUUCUGGUUGCGUCCAUAUCAUUUACAAGGAAUGCAUUCAGUAAUCUUCCAUUGCUUUUCAAUUUGUCCGUGUCAUUCUUUCUUGUAUGUUUGUUUUAUGUAUGGUAAGGUCCCAAAUUUGGAUAACCCUCCAGUAAGUCUUGUUUAGCACCCGUAUGUCUGCUGGUACCGAUGUUUAUCUGUGUUCUGCUGUAGCACUUCAGUCAGAAGGAUUGUGGUGUUCUUGAUAUCCAUCUAAUGGUUGCACUUGCAGACAGUCUGCGUCCGUAAGCCAAAUGGCUGUUAGUGUCACUUGUAUAAAUAAAUAUCCA
Syngnathoides biaculeatus (alligator pipefish) is the source of this 2024-nucleotide messenger RNA. RefSeq names its product acid phosphatase 5a, tartrate resistant (gene acp5a). Gene Ontology annotation, molecular function: ferric iron binding; ferrous iron binding; acid phosphatase activity. The transcript has 5 exons. Lineage: Eukaryota; Metazoa; Chordata; Actinopteri; Syngnathiformes; Syngnathidae. The record is from RefSeq and is a predicted model, not a curated record. Bases 216 to 1211 code for a protein of 331 amino acids. Gene Ontology annotation, biological process: bone resorption.